This is a messenger RNA of Microthlaspi erraticum, 1791 nucleotides long. The record is from the annotation of a GenBank genome assembly. Lineage: Eukaryota; Viridiplantae; Streptophyta; Magnoliopsida; Brassicales; Brassicaceae.
AUGAGAUCGUUGCGAUUUGCUGCGGUUGUAGUUUUCGUUUUCAUCACCGCCUUCCAAUUCGUCAACAUACGUUAUUUCGGCGGUGCUAUCUUCUCUUUACCUUCUCAAGACAAGUUUCCGGUAUCAGUAGACGGAAACACAGAACCGGUGAGGCCAUUUCCGGAUAGCUCGAGAUCCGCUGAAAGGGAAGUAACCACCGGUUUAGAAGAAGUAGACCAUGUACUUGGCUCUGGCAACAAUGUCACAAUUCAAUCCAAUGAUAGUUUGAUUGAUGAUGAUGCAAAAGAUAAGAAAACUCUUGAUUCGCUGCAAGGAACAGGGAACAGCUCAAUAGUGGAAGAUGCUGACAUGGUUAAUGAAAACAGCAGGGAUGUGGAGAUUCUUGAGAGUAAAUCUGAUACUUCUGCUGAUAAUCUCUCCCCAGAUGUGAAAAGACUAAUGAACGUUUCGAAUUCUGAGGUGGUUUCUAUCACUGAGAUGAUGAGUUUACUGCGUCAAAGCCGCACUUCUCGUUCCUCACUUAAAUUGAAACGGUCUUCCGCAGUUGAUCAAGAGCUGUUAUAUGCAAGAAGUCAAAUUGAAAACCCACAGAUGAUAAAGAACGACCCUUUACUUCAUGCUCCUCUCUAUUGGAAUCUCUCCAUGUUCAAAACGAGUUAUGAGUUGAUGGAGAAGAAGCUUAAGGUUUAUAUUUACAGAGAAGGCAAGAGACCUGUAUUGCAUAAGCCAGUGCUGAAAGGAAUAUAUGCAUCUGAAGGAUGGUUUAUGAAACAGCUCAAGUCCAGCAAAACGUUUGUCACCAAAAACCCUCGUAAAGCUCACCUCUUCUAUCUCCCUUUCAGCUCCAAAAUGUUGGAGGAGACUCUGUACGUCCCGGGCUCUCACAGCGACAAGAAUCUCAUUGAGUUUCUGAAGAGCUACUUGGACAUGAUCUCCUCCAAAUACAGUUUCUGGAACAAAACUGGAGGAUCAGAUCAUUUCCUGGUCGCUUGUCAUGAUUGGGCUCCUUCCGAGACAAGGCAGUACAUGAGUAACUGUAUCAGAGCAUUGUGCAACUCCGAUGUUUCAGAAGGUUUUGUGUUUGGUAAAGAUGUGGCUCUUCCUGAGACAACUAUUCUUGUUCCCAGGAGACCGCUUAGGGCGCUCGGAGGCAAACCCUAUUCACAGAGGCAGAUACUUGCCUUCUUUGCUGGCGGGAUGCACGGUUACCUAAGACCUCUCUUAUUGCAGAAUUGGGGAGGUAACAGAGAUCCAGACAUGAAGAUAUUCAGCGAGAUACCCAAAUCUAGAGGGAAAAAGAGUUACAUGGAAUACAUGAAGAGUAGCAAGUAUUGCAUUUGCCCUAAAGGGCAUGAAGUCAAUAGCCCUAGGGUCGUGGAGGCGCUGUUCUUUGAGUGUGUCCCUGUUAUCAUAUCUGAUAACUUCGUGCCUCCUUUCUUCGAUGUCCUGAAUUGGGAGUCGUUUGCGGUGUUUGUGCUGGAGAAAGAUAUUCCUGACUUGAAGAACAUAUUAGUGUCCAUAACUGAGGAAAGGUAUAGAGAGAUGCAGAUGAGAGUCAAGAUGCGUCUGUCUGCUCCAGUUGCUAAGAAGAUAUUAUCAGAUGUGUGUGACUUUCAUCCGAUCCAGAGGCGUCUCAUUGAUUUGACGACUGAACCAUGUUCUUGCAUCCUCGUCAUCUCCAAAGAAUCACGUCUUGCUGACGUGAUUCGUCUGAUGAUCAAGCAUGGUUACCCAAUUGGGUUAGCAACUGGAGCCGCCUCUAAAGAGUCGCUGAGAAGGGCUGCUACAUAG